GGCUCUCCUGUCAGCUUCUAUGUACCCGUCUGAACAUUUGAAUCCAACUCUUUGGUCUUCAAAGGUGAAUUGAUGACGCGAAACUAAAUUCUUAUUUUGCGUACUACAAAACGUCUCAGCCUUCCGCAUUAAACAAUUCAAAUAUUGUAAUUACAAACUCAUAGACCGACUGACUUUCGAUUUAUCACAAUGGAAGUCUACAAAAGUGUCUACGAUUUGAUGCUCGCCAAAGCAAUCAGCUACGGCUAUGUUAAAGAACAGGUCCUCGAUAUACUAUCUGAAAGCCAUGAUCGGGUCGAAUUGAGCACGUUCAAGAAUAUUCCAGAUGGGGAGAAAUAUUGGAUGGCAGAGCGAUGGACCUGGGAGACACUUUUUGCCGACGAGUCGGCUGAAUUUCCAGGAGAGAAACCAAAGUGGAAGAGGGUAUCCAAGUAUUUGAAGCAAAACUUACCCGCGGCGGGAGAAACACCGAAAAGCACUCAAGUCAAAGCCAAUGAUUCAACUGCAUCGCCAAAGCCAAAGCCAAAACUUAGAGAUUUCCCUGCUGCACGACCACAGAACCUGGGCGACAAGACCUCUGAGGUUCCAAUUUCUAUGCCAAAAAGAAUUUUUUGCGUCGAUACACCUACUGAGAAAUCUAGCGGCGAAAAAGUUCCAAAAUCAGCAACCAGACUGCCAAAAACCUCACCAACAUCUCUUCCUUCGGAGAAAGAGUCGAAAAAACGACAGAAGCUCACCCAAUCCUCUGAAAUCGCUGAUGAAAAUGAUCUUAGGCUUCCGGGAGGAGUUUCGACCACAUUCUCUCAACUUAUAGAUGCAAAAAUCCAGAAGAAUAAGCCAACUCAUUGAACUAACAGAAUUCUGGUGACCGAUGUGCAAGAACCUCAGUGCACUUCAUCUCUUCAGGAAACCAUUUCGAAGGUGUAACUGGGGAUAGAACUGAGGGUAUUUUAGCGAGUGGGUAUUAAUGGAAGAUGAAUUGGGAAGAGGUUUUAAUUUCGAUGCACUCUUUGUUUGACCGGGAGUCGGUGAUAUCGGGUACGCAUCGGGCGAUCGUGUAAUCACUUCGGUUAUAUCAAUGCAAUUAGUUGGAUCACAAGAGAUCAUGACAUAGACAUCGCAGUGAUAUCUGACAAAAGAGUUCAGAGACUGCUCAUUUAGAUCCCAUAAUAUGUAAUGCGCCGAUAUUUAGAAAAUAAACACA
Messenger RNA from Botrytis cinerea B05.10, 1204 nucleotides. RefSeq lists its product as hypothetical. The coding region runs from base 190 to 849 and encodes 219 amino acids. Lineage: Eukaryota; Fungi; Ascomycota; Leotiomycetes; Helotiales; Sclerotiniaceae. The transcript has 2 exons. The record is from RefSeq and is a predicted model, not a curated record.